GAAAAAAGCUCAACCGUACCCCCACCCUUAAAAUCGUCAAGGAGGUCUGAAAUUGCAAGCUUCAUUGAGGUCUUAAGAGGGGAGAUGGAGCAAGAGGUGAUCGAAUCAGAGAUGAUCUUACCUACACACCUGAGUUUCAAAAAGAUUCAAAUGCAUGACAAGUACCCAAAGGGGCAAGCUAGAGGGAGGCACUGGAAGCAUCUCAAACAAAUCAUACAAGCUGAAAAUUACCAUAAUUACCCCCCUCAUCAACCCAAUUAUGUUAAUAUCGAGUCGCCACCAUCGAUGCACCCUCGGAAGCAAAUUUGUGAUAUUACUGGAUUUGAGGCUCCUUAUAGCGACCCAAGAACCCAUCUACGGUAUGCAAACACCGAAGUGUUUAAGCUCAUCAGAUCACUUCCUAACGAGUAUGUGCAAAGAUAUCUCGCUCUUAGAAAUGCUGCAGUUGUUCUCAAGUAAUUCCUCAGAAUAUUUUUUUGUCUGUUAGUUGAAUUGGUCCUUAUGUGUCUGUGGUACCUAUCUGAGACUAGAAUUUUAGUGAUAUGAGAAACUUUUUCUGAUCUAAGAA
Messenger RNA from Helianthus annuus (common sunflower), 568 nucleotides. Its product is annotated as chromatin-remodeling complex subunit ies6. Gene Ontology annotation, cellular component: Ino80 complex. Gene Ontology annotation, biological process: chromatin remodeling. NCBI's taxonomy places the organism in Eukaryota, Viridiplantae, Streptophyta, Magnoliopsida, Asterales, Asteraceae. The transcript has 4 exons. The record is from RefSeq and is a predicted model, not a curated record. The coding region runs from base 85 to 459 and encodes 124 amino acids.